AUGACACCAAAGGACGCCCUCUUCAUGACGCUUGUCUUCCUGAAGCACUACCAGACAUGGGAGAAGCAUGCUGUCGACUUUAGCCUAAAUGCACAGAUAUUGGAGAAGAUAAUCAUCCGUCUUAUCAACUUCGUCUCUCCUGCUCUCUACGAGGCCUUCGUCACUAUGCCCUCCAUGAAAACUCUGCAGGACCAAGGCUACACCUUCGCUCACUACCUAUACGCAAAUGGGAAACACAACCUGUACGGUCUCAAGAUCGCAGCGUCAGCCGACUUGAUGAUCUUCCGCAACCGUCACGACAUCUACGCCGUGCACUGA
Aphanomyces astaci is the source of this 318-nucleotide messenger RNA. RefSeq lists its product as hypothetical. Bases 1 to 318 code for a protein of 105 amino acids. NCBI's taxonomy places the organism in Eukaryota, Oomycota, Saprolegniomycetes, Saprolegniales, Verrucalvaceae. The record is from RefSeq and is a predicted model, not a curated record. The transcript is spliced from 3 exons.